Molecule: messenger RNA, 666 nt
Organism: Micropterus dolomieu (smallmouth bass)
Lineage: Eukaryota; Metazoa; Chordata; Actinopteri; Centrarchiformes; Centrarchidae
Product: syntaxin-4-like
Exons: 1
Coding region: 34-666 (210 amino acids)
Biological process (GO): regulation of cell population proliferation
Cellular component (GO): nucleus
Molecular function (GO): DNA binding
Source: RefSeq, a predicted model, not a curated record
CAGCAGCAGUACAGGAAGAGUUAAAUAGAGGCCAUGAAGAGACGACAAAGAAACAGAGACAACCAAGAUGGGGACACAAGCGAGGACAUGGCAGCAGCUAUUAAAAACAAGGACCCACAUCCUGAUAUCCACCCACCGGAUUCACCUUCUCCAUCAUCAUCUUCUCCCCCUCUUCCUCCAUUAGCCAUGCCACCUUCUACAUCUGCCUCUGCUCUCCUGGCACUGGCCUCUCCAAGAACCAGGCGCUCCAUUUCCAUGGGAGACUUCCGGAGGGUGACAGGGGCUCUGUUAACGGGUUCUGAACCGUCCUCCACCUCUGCCACGGCCCCCUCCUCCAAGCUUGUCACCCCCAGCUCCAGCAUGGAGUUUGAGGCAGCUCGACGGCGCCUCCUGGAGGUGGAGGAGCGUCAACGUGUCAUCAGAGAGAUGGAGCGCCGGCUUGAGGAGCUCAGGGAGGUGUUUGUGCGCUCAGAGCAGGAGGUGGUGGUUCACGGGGAGCUGGUUUCGCGAAUAUCAAGUGCAGCCCAGCAGGGGGAGCUGUACGUGGCAGAGAACAGCCAACGGCUCAAGAAAGGCCUAAGGUUCAAAAAACAUCGGUCCACCAUAGUCUUCUCCUCAAUGCUGGGACUCCGCACGUGCCUCCCCUGGCCUGUGAAGCUCAAGUAG